Molecule: messenger RNA, 1975 nt
Organism: Melitaea cinxia (Glanville fritillary)
Lineage: Eukaryota; Metazoa; Arthropoda; Insecta; Lepidoptera; Nymphalidae
Gene: Slh
Product: protein sly1 homolog
Exons: 11
Coding region: 38-1933 (631 amino acids)
Biological process (GO): intracellular protein transport; endoplasmic reticulum to Golgi vesicle-mediated transport
Cellular component (GO): cytosol; Golgi membrane
Molecular function (GO): syntaxin binding
Source: RefSeq, a predicted model, not a curated record
UUUAAUAAUUUGAUGGCAGUGCAUCUAAUACGGUACCAUGACAACCUUACGUGAACGCCAACUCAACGCUUUGAAACAGAUGCUAAAUUUAAAUCAACCACUAACAAAAGCAGUGGCUAAUGAACCAAUAUGGAAAGUACUCAUUUAUGACCGAGUUGGCCAAGACAUAAUUUCGCCAUUAAUAUCUAUCAAAGAACUCAGAGAACUGGGUGUGACUUUACAUGUACAAUUACAUACAGAUCGAGAUUCCAUACCAGAAGUCCCUGCUGUUUAUUUUUGUGUUCCAUCAGAAGAAAAUCUUGGAAGGAUAUGUCAAGACCUUUCUAAUGGAAUAUAUGAUCAAUAUCACUUGAAUUUCAUAUCACCUAUAACAAGACAGAAAUUAGAAGAUUUAGCUGCUUCAGCUAUCCACUCUAACUCUGUAAUGAGUAUUCACAAAGUUUUUGAUCAAUAUCUGAACUUUAUAUGCUUAGAAGAUGAUUUGUUCAUAAUGAAACAUCAGCAAUCUGAUUAUUUAUCAUAUUAUGCUAUAAAUAAAGGUGAUACUAAAGAUACUGAAAUGGAACCUAUAAUGGAUGAAAUAGUCGAGAGUCUUUUUUCAGUAUUUGUUACUCUAGGUAAUGUUCCUAUCAUAAGAUGUAGUAAAGGGAAUGCUGCUGAAAUGGUAGCAAAAAAGUUGGAUAAGAAGUUACGUGAAAAUCUUUGGGACGCUAGAAAUAAUUUAUUCCAUGGUCAAGCUGGCACAUUCAGCUUCACUCGCCCUAUGCUGAUAUUACUUGAUAGAAAUAUUGAUAUGGCAACCCCCUUACAUCACACUUGGACCUACCAAGCAUUAGCUCAUGAUGUACUGGAUUUGACUUUAAACAGAGCAGUGGUAUCAGAAACUUCUGGACCAAUAGUACCUGGACAAAAGGCGAAAACGAGAACUUGUGAUUUAGACUCCAAAGAUCCAUUAUGGUCCGAACAUAAGGGUAGCCCUUUCCCAACUGUAGCAGAGGCCAUACAAGAGGAUUUAGAUAAAUACAGGAGUUCUGAAGCAGAAGUGAAGCAACUUAAGAGCUCAAUGGGAUUGGAUGCCGACAGCGAUCUAGCUCUCAGUUUAGUCAGUGACAACACACAGCGACUCACAAGUGCAGUCAACUCAUUACCACAACUCAUGGAAAAAAAACGACUCAUUGACAUGCAUACAACUAUAGCUACAGCUAUUUUAAAUGCAAUAAAGUCAAGGAGACUCGACUCAUUUUUUGAGUUGGAAGAAAAAAUAAUGAGCAAAAGCAGCGGUGUAGAAAGUAAAGCUGUCAUGGAUUUGAUAACCGAUACCAGUGCGGGGACAGAGGAAGACAAAAUGCGUCUAUUUAUUAUAUAUUACCUGUGCACAUCACAGAUAACUGAGGACGAGUAUAAAAAGUUUGAAACUGCGUUAUUGGCUGCAAAUUGUGAUAUUAAACCUAUGGCUUACAUGAAGCGUUGGAAAGGAUUCACCAAAAUGUCUAGUCAAGGACAAUACGAGGGUGGUGGAACAAAAACUGUUUCUAUGUUUUCAAAAUUAGUAUCGCAAGGGUCGUCAUUUGUAAUGGAAGGUGUUAAGAAUUUGGUUGUCAAGAAACAUAAGCUGCCGGUGAGCCGCGCGGUGGAGGCGGCGCUGGGCGGCGAGAGCGAGCUGUCGUGGCUGGACCCGCGCGCCGCGCGCACGGACGCCGCGGGCCGCGCGCGCGCCGGCCGCCAGCCGCCGCCCACGGACGCCGUGGUCUUCCUCGUGGGCGGCGGCAGCUACAUCGAGUACCACAACCUCAUCGACUUCGCUAAGCAACAAGCUGCCAAUGGAACAAAUCGAAAAAUUAUCUACGGAGCUACAACAUUGCCGAAUGCAUCUCAAUUCCUAAAACAAUUGUCUUUAUUAGGAGAGGAAAUUCAAAACCAUUCAAAUUUUUAAAGUAUUCUUUGUAACAUUGUAAAUUAUAUUAUCAUAAUUUAA